Molecule: messenger RNA, 2026 nt
Organism: Xiphophorus maculatus (southern platyfish)
Lineage: Eukaryota; Metazoa; Chordata; Actinopteri; Cyprinodontiformes; Poeciliidae
Gene: polg2
Product: DNA polymerase gamma 2, accessory subunit
Exons: 8
Coding region: 343-1683 (446 amino acids)
Biological process (GO): mitochondrial DNA replication
Cellular component (GO): cytoplasm; mitochondrion
Source: RefSeq, a predicted model, not a curated record
AUCUGGAAAGCACGCUGCAUGUAUCUCCAUAGAUACUUGACCCUGAUGUAGUUGUUUUGUAUGUUACAAUCCUUUUUCCAGAUAUUAUAGCUGCAUUUGCACCGGGAGAGCAGAGACCGUAAAAACCGUAAAUGUUGCGGUUUGUGACGCCGCUCAGCUUCGCUACAUUCGGAGCUGUUUUUUGUUCGUCAUCCGCAAAUGUUUCCUUCAAAUAUUUGAAGGAAACAUUUACAGCAGGAUUUAGGAGUAAGUGUGGCACAGAAGGUGCACAUAAAUGACUUUAUCAUAAUUUAUUCCUGACUUAGGUUGAUAUUUGGGCCGGGGUUACUCUCCACCUUCAGCAUGCUGACUCUGAGCGCCAGACGCUGCGUCCUGUCACAGCGUAAAUCUCCACUGAACAGCACCAGAGGACAUUGUGACACAGCACCGCCUGAUGUUUUGGACCGGGUCCGGACUUUACUGCAGCUCUGUGCGGACAGAUACUAUAUUUCUCCCGGAGAGAGCAACUCGGAGCUGUUCCGGAGAGGCUGGAGCUGCAGCUACGGACCUUUGGGCGUGGAGUUGAGGAGGAACCUGCUGCAGCAGUGGUGGCACUCGGUGACCGGGUCCAGGGCCUGGGUGUUCGGGGUGAAUACUGUGAGCAGCAGCCCGGACAGAGAAGCUGGAGGAGCCCGGGUUAUUGAAUCUGAACGUUUCCAGCAGAUACUGGAUCAGGCUGAGUUGAGCAGAGAGCAGCUGAUCCAGAAGCUGAACAGGCUCCUGCUGAGCUCUCCAUCUGUGAGAACAAGUUUACUUCAAGGUGCCUUGGAGCAGUUUGCGCCCUCUCUGGAGAUGGUGAACAAAAAGCUUCCUUUCGGCCUGGCUGAGUCCGGUCUGUGUUUCCAGCCUUCAGAUGGCUCUGGUUGCUCCGCUGAGGUCACCCAGACGUCUCUGGUUUGGUUUUGCUCUCCUCGCUCUUCUUCCCAGUGGCUGGAUCACUGGGCCCGCCACAGGCUGAAGUGGUGGAGGAAGUUCGCCUUGUCUCCCUCUGACUUCAGCAGCACUGAGGUGCCUGAAAACGAGCUUGAAGAGAAAACGUCUCGUGGGGUGAAGAUCUUGUACAAGUUUCCGUGGGGCCUCGAAUCCCUGGAGACGCUGGGGUGCCGAGGAGACGCAGAGCUGCUGCAGACGUAUAAGGGCAUCCGCACCAAACUGCAGACUCGAGAUGGUCGAAAGUCCAUUCCCCACGUUGUGUCUGUAAGCGGCAACAUGGACCGCGGCGCGAUGGCUUUCCUGUCCAACUCACUCCAGCAGCUCAGAACAGAAGACGGCAAAAAGAGGCUGCAGCAGAGAAAGGUUUUAAAGCUGCAUCCAGUGUUGGCUCCUGUCAAAGUGGCUCUAGACAUUGGCAAGGGAGCCACGGUGGAACUGAGGCAGGUGUGUGAAGGCCUUCUGCAGGAGUUUCUGGAAGCUAAGAUCUCUGCGUGGCCCGGAUAUCUUGAAGCUGUGCCAACAUCAUUAGAGCUUCUGAAUGCCAAAUAUGAUGAGAUGGGCGUUCUCUUCACUGUGGUGAUCGGUGAAAAGACUCUGGAGAGCGGCCUACUGCAAGUCCGCAGCAGAGACACAACCGUCAGAGAGACUAUGCACAUUUCAGAAAUUAGAAACUUUCUCUCUAAAUAUAUUUCUGCUGCUGACAAAUUCUGAAUGUGUGAAAAUCAUGAUGGACUUCCCUCUCAGCGAAUUAUUCAGUCCCAUAAGUAAAACUUUCACAACCAAACUGAGAGACUUUUUGGCUUUAAGUCCGGGACUCAUCUGAAAAGGCUAAAGAGACCAUUUGGAAGUAAAAGGUCCUUAACUUCCAGUCGAUGGUUAAUUUGUUAUCACAAAUAGGAUGAUCAAUGAACAGAUGACCAGUUAAAGUCAGAAAAUAUGCAGAAUAAUUAUUUCUCAGGGGAAAUUAUGACAUUUCAUGAACAUUGUUACAUUACAGAAUGCAGUAUGACCUGUUUUUCUUUUUUUUGUAUUCUCAAUAAAACCUCUUAGAAGG